AUGGGGGACUGGAACUUACUGGGUGGCAUCCUAGAGGAGGUUCAUUCCCAUUCAACUAUAGUGGGGAAAAUCUGGCUGACCAUUCUCUUCAUUUUCCGAAUGCUGGUCCUUGGUGUGGCUGCCGAAGAUGUCUGGGAUGACGAACAGUCAGCUUUUGUUUGCAAUACCCAGCAGCCAGGUUGCAGUAAUGUCUGUUACGAUGAUGCUUUCCCCAUCUCUCUGAUCAGGUUCUGGGUUUUGCAAAUUAUCUUCGUGUCUUCCCCUUCUCUGGUGUAUAUGGGCCAUGCCCUUUACAGACUCAGGACCUUUGAAAAGGAGAGACAGAAGAGAAAGGCCCACCUGAGAGCCCACCUGGAGGAUCCCGAGCUGGAGUGGGAGGAGCAGCAGAGAAUUGAGAGAGAGCUGAGGCGGCUAGAGGAGCACAGGCGGGUCCAGAAAGUCCCUCUGCGAGGAUGUCUGCUGAGAACUUACGUUCUACAUGUUUUGACCAGAUCUGUACUGGAAGUAGGCUUCAUGACAGGCCAGUAUAUUCUUUACGGAUUUCAAAUGAACCCCCUUUACAAAUGCACUCAACCUCCUUGUCCCAACGCAGUGGACUGCUUUGUAUCCAGGCCCACAGAGAAGACCAUUUUCAUGCUCUUUAUGCAAAGUAUCGCGGCCGUCUCUUUGUUUCUCAAUGGACUGGAAAUAUUUCAUCUGGGAAUCAGGAAAAUUAUAAGAGCAGUUCAUGAAAAACCCGGUGGUGACGGCACUGAGUCUGAAAAGGGGCCUCAGCUUGUUUUGGAAAAGUACUCGGUGGUCCAGCCGUGUAUGAUUUGCUCUUCAUUGCAUGAGAGAAGCUCCCUGCUUCAAGCCAACAAUCAACAGCACCCCCUCCAAGCCAGUGCACCAAAGCUUAACACAAUGCGGCAAAUCCCACAACCCAGGCAACUCGAGGUGGACGCUUGCUGCAGUCAAGAAGACAGUGCUGAGAAGGAUCAGCACGGUGGACAGCUCCAUGUCCAUGAGCCAGGUCUGUGGACCCACAGUGCCACCCUUCAGCACCCAGGACAGCACUCAGGCAAGCCCUUUGGGCCACAGAAUGCAAAGUGCCAUUCCUGGUUGCUUACUGCCGCCCCUCCCAGACAGGGGGCAUCAUAUGCACCAGGACCCUGGGAGCAAGCCCAGGUCCGGCACCUUGCAGGAGAGUCUCUCACAGAUGCGCAAAGUCUCUGCAGAGAUAGUGAGGGCAGCGUGAGGGAGAGUGGAGUCUGGAUGGAUCGAUCGUGCCCUGCCAGUCGCAAGGCCAGCUUUCUUUCCAGAGUAAUGUCCGAAAAGGGACAGCUGCACAGUGACUCAGGAAGCUCUGGUUCUCAGAAGAACUCUUGCGUAGACUCGCCAUACCUAGACAACAGUCCCUCGCUUCUGCCUUCAGCUACUGGACGCCGGAGAUCAAUGAACAUGCUUCUAGAACUUUCAUCUAUUAUGAAAAAAUAACACAGUUCUCGGAGGAGGAAAACAGAACCAGGAAUAGGCGGCAUCCCUGGGAGAAGCAGUUGUCAGCUCCAGCAAUGAAGAUGCGGACACUUCUAUCCUCAGAAACGCUCUGGGCUGUGCACGGGGAGCCCCUUCCCGGGGGCUACUCUGCCUCUUUCUGUGUCCCCUGCCCACACUGUUGCUCCAGUGAAAACCCCAGGGCUGGAGACUGUGUUUGGAUCCUGAGCAAGGGCUCGGGAUUGCCCUGAGACUCUCAGCCUGGGCUCCAACAGGCUUCCUGUGUCAUGAGACCACUCAUUCUCUUCUUGUCUCUCGAUCAUUUCCUGGGGUGAACCAGCUGGGCUUUGGCUCCUAGAUGCCAGGCAUCAAAAUAUGGCUUAGGGCACUGCCUGCAGCACCAGCCUUCAUUCUGCUAGGAUCAUGCUGGGACUAUGGGCCCACAGGCCUCUUGCAGUGGGAGUCGGGAGUAGGGGGGAGACUGAAGCCAGCACCUCUUCCACACACCCCUGCCUUCCCUGAGGCACCUCUGGGUGCCUCAUCACCCAGAAGGCAUAAGCUCUCAUUAGCCCAUGUUAAGCUGGUUGUUACUGGCCAAGUUCUGAGAACUCUAGAGAUGUGCCGCAUUCCCAAGGCAAGAGCCACUUAGCUCCUCAUUCCACAGGCAGACUGACCCCCAGCCCUGGCUAUUGACCUUUGGUGCCAAGUUUCACGGCUGGGAAUCAUCUGUGUCCUGUGAGAUAAAAUUUAAACUCCUCAGCUUGGAGCACAAAGCUUUCCUGUGCUGACCCCUACCUGCCUUCUUCUCUUCUUGUGCUUCCUAACUCAGCUGCUGCUUGCUGUCAAAGCUUUGUGCAACU
Molecule: messenger RNA, 2333 nt
Organism: Sorex araneus (European shrew)
Lineage: Eukaryota; Metazoa; Chordata; Mammalia; Eulipotyphla; Soricidae
Gene: GJA10
Product: gap junction protein alpha 10
Exons: 2
Coding region: 1-1476 (491 amino acids)
Biological process (GO): cell communication
Cellular component (GO): connexin complex
Source: RefSeq, a predicted model, not a curated record